AAAGGGUAUUAUGAAAGCAUCAUAAAACAUCAAAUUGAAAAAAGAUCAACAUUAAAUGACGUGCUAACAUUUUAAUCAAAAAAUAAAUAAAAAAAAUUCUCUUUGUGAAUGAGCUUUCCUUUUAAUUUAACAAAACAGCGUAUGGAAGAGCUUGUGUAUGCUUGGGAUAGUAUCCGAAAAUCUCUAAGUAUUCAAGAAGAUUCAAUGAAUGCCACUCAAUUCCUUUAUUUACUUAAAUCAUUAGGAAUAACGUUAACGAAACAAGAAAUCUUUAUUCUUCAACAGGAAUUCGCUAGUCGUGGAAAUUUUUUAUUAGAAGAUUUACUUCAUAUAGGAUCGAUUAGUUGGACGGAAGAAUACAUAGAAGAAGCUCUUCUUAGUAGUCUUCAAAUUUUAUGUCAAAAAGAAUCUGAAACGAUAUCAUUAUAUGAUUUACGUAAUAUUUUAUAUAAACUUGGUGUCGGUAUUCGUUUAACUUAUGAGGAAAUCGAUUCAUUUUUAAAUCAAUUUCCAGUAACUUCUGACUCUUGUAUUUCUAUUGAUUCUUUUGUUUGUCGAAUUUUACAAGAUUAAAUUUUUGUAAAUUUAUUAGCAAAACAAUAAAAAAAUUUAAAUAAUAAUCUUUAAAUUUUUACCCUUUAGAAUUUUUUUUAAUUAUGUCUGGUAGCUUUUUUUUUAAUAUUCCUUAAAACUAAAAGUUAUGGGUUCACGUUUUUGCCCAAAUCAAACGUGUGUUGUUCCAACUCACAAAAUUUUUCAUAACAGCUUACUGAAACGUGUCUUUUUA
Messenger RNA from Hylaeus volcanicus, 787 nucleotides. RefSeq lists its product as uncharacterized. The transcript has 5 exons. The record is from RefSeq and is a predicted model, not a curated record. NCBI's taxonomy places the organism in Eukaryota, Metazoa, Arthropoda, Insecta, Hymenoptera, Colletidae. The coding region runs from base 109 to 573 and encodes 154 amino acids.